Lactuca saligna is the source of this 558-nucleotide messenger RNA. The record is from the annotation of a GenBank genome assembly. Lineage: Eukaryota; Viridiplantae; Streptophyta; Magnoliopsida; Asterales; Asteraceae.
AUGCGAUCGAAGAAGAUAGGAGGGUCGGAGCUGGAAUCAUUCAUCGGCCAACACCAUCAGACACCACCGUCAGCUAAACUUGAAGAUGAUGAAUUAGAACACAUGAAGUGGCUAAAACCAUAUCGCUAUAAUGAGGUGUGCCUGGUAGGUGAUGACGAGCUCACCAAAGACAGAAGUGUGUUUGUCAAGGGAUGUGAUGUUAAGAACAAUUGGUAUCAUGAUUGGAUUUUAAUCGGAAUGAUUAAGUCGUUGUUCUUGUACCGGAAGCGCAUCGUUCAUCUUCCAUCGAAAUCGGAUUUCAUGGUUAAAAUUGCGAGCUUACCUGCGAACGUUUAUUGUCCGCGACACGCAGCGAACCUAUGUUCUGAUUCAUCUCAAGAACCUGUGAAUGAAAUCGGGACGCAAUCGGGAAAAACUGCAGUCAAACAAAAGUCAAAAUUAAGCUAUUUGGAAAUGAACGAAGGGUUUCAAUUGACUGAGAUUUGGGACAAACAUCCUACCUGCGAACGACCAACCAGUUUGGGAAGAACGAGAGCUAAACAGAAAAGUCAAAAAUGA